Messenger RNA from Mus musculus (house mouse), 6544 nucleotides. RefSeq names its product BTB and CNC homology 1, basic leucine zipper transcription factor 1 (gene Bach1). Gene Ontology annotation, biological process: negative regulation of transcription by RNA polymerase II; regulation of DNA-templated transcription; DNA repair. The transcript is spliced from 5 exons. Bases 850 to 3069 code for a protein of 739 amino acids. The record is from RefSeq and is a predicted model, not a curated record. Gene Ontology annotation, molecular function: ligand-modulated transcription factor activity; DNA-binding transcription factor activity; RNA polymerase II cis-regulatory region sequence-specific DNA binding. Lineage: Eukaryota; Metazoa; Chordata; Mammalia; Rodentia; Muridae. Gene Ontology annotation, cellular component: RNA polymerase II transcription regulator complex; nucleus.
AACUACACUGGUACCUGUGUAAGCUUGGGAGCCGUGUAGGAGAAAAAGUAUGUGUACAAACAGGGCUUGACGUUGGCUUGGGUUAGAGCUGGAGAGAAGGGUAAGAGGCGGGGCGCCAGGACUCAGCACAGAAUUGUAUAAUUGUGUAUGUGUACCUGCCUGAGAAAAGUGAGGGGUGUGUCACAGAGCAUGGGAGCACUCAGAUCCUGAGUGGGCCAACACUUGGCCCACCAGGAGAGAGCCUGGCCUUCUUAGUGGGUCCUCAUGGUGUUCCUGUUACUUCCUGAUGCUACCCGCUCACUGCUCCUGCUGGGGUCACUUGGGAUCCAAACAACCUGAGGGAGAACAGCAUCCUUUAGACUUUAUUACAGUUUUCUUGUGUGGCUCAGGGGUAUGUGUCUCAGAAGUCAUGUCAGGGAUAAUAAACACGCAUGAUUGUAUUUUGUAUUUGGGUUGCCGCCUCCUGUGAGUGCUAGUAUUGUGUGCUGUGAUCUCCUGAUCUCCAAUGUUUGGAAGCCACUUUAUGUCCAAAUACAUUGUGACGACUUUCUCUUACAUUGUAACAUUUCGAGGAAGCCAAGGCUUUCUGUGCAUCAGAGACCAUGUUCUCGGUGAUGUCAUGGCUUUGCCUGACUUUGGCCUUCCAGAGUGCUGUGUGUAGACUUGACUUGUAAGGUGUGUCCUGACACAUAGGAGCCGCUUUCUUGUGCUGGUGAACCAACGUCGUCACUUUGUGCUGGUUGGAGUCGAUGGAUGGAAGGCACAAGGAAAACCUAAUCUCUCCUUGAUGUCGAUGACAGUGAGAAGCAUGCUUUCCACUGCUCUCCCUGGUCCCAGUUGCCACCCAGGAUGUCUGUGAGUGAGAGUGCGGUAUUUGCCUACGAGUCCUCUGUGCAUAGCACCAACGUCUUGCUCAGCCUCAAUGACCAGCGGAAGAAGGAUGUCCUGUGUGAUGUGACUGUCCUGGUGGAGGGCCAGCGGUUCCGAGCCCACCGCUCGGUGCUGGCUGCGUGCAGCAGCUACUUCCACUCGAGAAUCGUAGGCCAGACUGACGCAGAGCUCACCGUCACACUGCCUGAAGAGGUAACGGUUAAAGGAUUUGAACCUUUAAUUCAGUUUGCCUACACUGCCAAACUCAUUUUAAGUAAAGACAAUGUUGACGAAGUGUGCAGGUGUGUGGAGUUUCUAAGCGUACACAAUAUCGAGGAAUCCUGCUUCCAGUUUCUCAAGUUUAAGUUUUUGGACUCCACUUCAGAGCAGCAGGAAUGCGCAAGAAAAAAAUGCUUCUCCUCACACUGUCAGAAAGCAGAUUUUAAAUUUUCAUUUUCAGAACAGAAAGAUCUCGAAAUCGAUGAAGCAGAUGAAUUCUUGGAAAAGAAACGUGUUCAGACGCCUCAGUGUGACUCCCGCAGGUGUCAGGGCAGUGUAAAAGCAUCCCCCCCUCUCCAGGACAGUGUCAGUCAGGCGUGCCAGUCCCUGUGCACGGACAAGGAUGGAGCCCUGGCAUUGCCAUCUCUAUGCCCCAAAUACAGAAAGUUCCAGAAAGCGUUUGGAACUGACAAGAUCCGAACUCUAGAAUCCGGUGUCAGAGAUGUCCACACUGCCUCUGUCCAGCCAAAUGAGACCUCUGAACUUGAGUGUUUUGGGGGAGCGCAGGGCUGUGCAGAUUUACACGUGAUUUUAAAAUGUGAAGGAAUGAAGGCAGCCAUGGAGAGUGAAGACACAGAGGGCCAGGAUCCCUCCCCUCAGUGCCCUGCAGAGCAGCCCCAAGGGACACCCUUGCCUCAGGAUUCUGCAGGACCUCACGGGCUCUACUCCUUGUCAGCCUUACACACAUAUGAGCAGUCAGGUGACGUGGCCUUUGCUGGGGUGCAGAGUAAAACCGUGAAGACAGAAAAGCCUCUGUCGAGGCCAGAUGCCCAGGACGAGAAGCCAUCGGAAAAUCAGGAUUUAUAUCUGAAGUCUAGCAUGGGCCCUAAAGAAGACAGCAGCAGCCUUGCAUCUGAGGAUCGGAGUAGUGUGGAGCGAGAGGUGGCAGAGCACCUGGCCAAAGGCUUCUGGAGUGACAUUUGCAGCACGGACUCGCCUUGCCAAAUGCAGUUGUCGCCCACUGUGGCCAAAGACGGCCCAGAACAGGGCUACUCGCAAAGGCGAUCUGAGUGUCCCUGGUUGGGUAUCAGGAUCAGUGAGAGCCCCGAGCCAGGCCAGCGGACUUUCACAACUCUCAGUUCCGUCAACUGCCCUUUUAUCAGUACUCUGAGUUCCGAAGGCUGCUCAAGCAACUUGGAAAUUGGAAACUACGAUUAUGUCUCGGAGCCUCAGCAGGAGCCUUGCCCGUAUGCUUGUGUGAUUAGCCUGGGAGAUGACUCUGAGACGGACACGGAAGGUGACAGCGAGUCCUGUUCUGCCAGGGAGCAGGACUGUGAGGUGAAGCUGCCAUUCAAUGCCCAACGGAUAAUUUCGCUCUCACGAAAUGAUUUCCAAUCCUUGUUGAAAAUGCACAAACUGACCCCAGAGCAGCUCGACUGUAUCCAUGACAUCCGCAGAAGGAGUAAGAACAGAAUCGCCGCGCAACGCUGUCGCAAGAGGAAACUUGACUGUAUCCAGAACCUUGAGUCGGAAAUCGAGAAGCUGCAAAGUGAAAAGGAGAGCUUGCUGAAGGAGCGAGACCACAUUCUGUCAACGCUGGGGGAGACAAAGCAGAACCUGACCGGACUUUGUCAGCAGGUGUGCAAGGAAGCCGCCCUGAGCCCCGAGCAGAUCCAGAUCCUUGCCAAGUACUCGGCCUCCGACUGCCCGCUUUCCUUUUUAAUUUCUGAGAAAGGAAAAAGUACUCCCGACGGCGAGCUUGCUUUUACAUCGGUUUUCAGUGUGUCUGACGUGCCUCCAACUGCACCACCUCCCUGUGGGCGAGGGAGCAGCGCGGCCAGCCAGGAGCUGGUGCAGGAGUCCCCGCCAACCACCGCAGCUGCCCCAGAGCAGGCCACGCUGUUGGAACCCUGUCGGCAGAGUGCUGGGAUCUCAGACUUCUGUCAGCAGAUGUCUGACAAGUGCACUACUGACGAGUAAACCCCACGGGCAGCCUUCAGCCCAUGGCCUCCCUCUGACCUUCGGCAUUGUCUCGAAGCCUAGCGUGGCCGUGUCUUCUUGCUUAGCAGUCCUGUGUCCUCCUGGUAGCUUUCUGUUGAGGGAAUUUCUCUUUCAGGUGAUCCUGCGUUCUCCUUGGUUUUCAUAGGAGAUGUUCUAUCUCUUGAAUGAUGGGAAAUUGGAUGUGAAAAUAUAGAAUGACCAGGUAAUAAUCUCCUAGAGUUCAAACUAACUAGAGCAGCGGAAGCCGCAGCAUCCAUUUCAACAGCUCGGAGCAUCUGCACGCAGUCCUCGUGGGCCGUGGAUAACCUACUGAUCAGGAAGAAGAGCCCUUCCUAUGCGGAGCAGUGGUGAUCUCCCCAGAAGUGGGGUACUUCUUGUCUAUGUGGAAAAGAAAUCUCCUUUGAACUCUAAUGUCCUGCACCUCAGCUCCUUCAAAGUCCAGCAUUGGCUGGUGACCCUGAGGCUGCCCUGGCAGGACCUAGGCAGAAGCCACAGCUGGCCUGAGCUGGAGGCCUCUGCUAUCCUCAGUAUUGACUAGGAGUUUUGACUGCACAAACCAGAAAGUGUAUCAUCGUUCCCUGUUCUCAGUUCUGUUCCUCUCUUUAGUCUCCACCUUGUCUAGACUGUUAGGAACUUUCUGUCCCGUGGAGGAGGAGCUGCCCCGGAGAGCUGCACACUGCACAAGGCUGUCGAUCAUCUCAUUGCAGGUCGUUGAUGACCAUGAGGGCAUUGGAGUCAAUGAGAGGGAAAUGUCUACAAUGACCUGAAGAGCAGCUCAUUGGAAUCCCAGUGAAGACUUGUAGUCUGUUAAAAAAAAAAAAGCCGUGUUGGAGACAAACACGGAUCUGAGGCUCUGCCGGUGUUUGAAACGGUAAAAUUCGGGCUCGGUUCGGCUCGGUCCGUUAAUGGGUUUGCACUUGAGAGCCAGAUUUAAUCCUCUUAUUUUUUUCCUAUUCCCUCAUUUGGUAUGACGUAAAGGCGCGUGUACCAGUUUGACUUGGGCAUUGAAAGAUCAAUCUUGUGCUUGUUUAAUGUUGGUAGAAAAUGAAUUGAUAAGAAUCUGAGCAGUUACCCCGGUAACAUCUGCAGUGAUUUUUAGCCAUUCUGGAAUCUCACCUUGUAGACCUCAGCAGUGGAAACAAAACCUUGUUUAUACAGGUCCAAUAUCCCUGUUCAAGGAAUGUGAGAUGCCUUAAAAUUGGAGACAUUCUGAGCACUGAGAUGUUGGAUAUCCAGGCCUGACCUCAUGAGGCAGGUUGCAGUCAGAACAGGACAUUCAAAGUCUUCUGAACGCUAUUUUAUAUGCCUAGGGUAUAGGACUUUAUUAAGGCUUGGGGGGGGGUGGGGGUGGGUCUGACCCUCAGGCUCUCAUAACCUUCUGUUGAGAGCAGGGGAAAGCCGGAAGUCUGAAGGCACUCUGCAUCAGACAUUUCCAACAAGGGAGUCCAUAGUCGCUCCCCGAAGCACUUACAGAGUCCUGUGUCAGGGUGCAGGGGGACAGUCAGUAGGACUGCACCUCUCCAGGUCUCAUCCCUGAAGAGACGCUUCAUUGCAUGCUGCAUCUUCUGAAGGGCAGAGGGACGGAGGGAUGGAGGAGGGGAGGGAGGAGGGAGGGAGGAGGGAGGGAGGGGAGUGAGUGCACACUACCCUGUGUAGCAUCCGGUCACUGGCAAGCUGAUGUUUGCCAUGAGGAGAUACGGGGACCAGCAGCAAUAGUUCAUGAUUUUAUAGUUAGCAGAUAAUUGCCCUUUAUCCUUGGGGUGCAGCAAGGGAGGGAGGAAGGGUGGUAUGUGUUUUCAUCUUUGGAAGAGAAAAUUAAAUUGGAAUUAUUUUCUAGAAAUUUUGAGAAGUCCACUCAAUUUUCCUGGGAGAGAGUGCUCACUGUGUGAAAGUACAUCCCAUGUUACAAAAGAGUUGUAUGUGUGUGUGUAUAUAUAUAAUAUAUGCACACAUGAAAUUAUGUGUAUAUGUAUAUAUACAUACAUACGUGUAUGUAUAUGUCCCCACGCAGCUAUUUGGUAUUUGUAAGUUUAGACUUCAACUUAACAUAAUAUGAAAACUUCUCUGGUUUACAAAGUGUAAAAUCUUAUACAAGCCAAUGGAUUUCCUACCUCACUGGACACUCGGCUGUCUGUCAUCGGUUCUUGUGUGUACAUACGUCAGAUCUUUUGCUUUAAAUGUAAAUAUUUGCUUUGAAAAGUUACUUACCAUUUUAUGAUAAAGCCCAGUUCUCUCCUCAGUUUAAAGGUAUUUUUUUAAAGACACUUGGUUUAAAUUUCUCUCUAUGAACAGUUUAGCAUUAAGGGUUAAUUUUAAUGGUGUCUGGUAAUUGGCCAAGUGUAAUAUUUCUUAAAAUUUAACAUUACUUUUAACAGCCAGCAUGUAAUACAAGUAACUACACUACCUCAUACACACCUUUGUGAUUUUCAAGUUGUAUUAGGUGGACAGGACAGGUUUUACCUUUGUCUUUGGGCCAUAAGGUGGGUAAUAAUAGAAAUAUAUUGCAUAGCAUUAUACAUGUAUGCCUAUUUUAACGUGAACUUCUAAAACAUUUUCUUUUCUAAGAAGAUUUGUUUUAAGGAAAUAUUGGGGGGGGGGAUGCAGAAGACAAAUGAUAGGAGGAUCAUAUGUGUACAACGUAUGCCUUUUCCUUCAUGCAGAGCUUGGACAGUGGUUUUAGUUGGUGUUUUGCAUAGUCACACAAUCAGAGCUCCUUAUUGUAUAAGCCAGCCUUCUCAAGGCGCGGUGAUUUUUUUUUUUUAAAGCUGUCAUGUCUGACUUGAUACAAUAAUGUCAUCUUUGUCAUCUUAAAUUUUUGCCCCUUAUUUGAAUCCUGUAGCUACAAUCAAAUUAAUUUGUUAAAUUGUUAUACUCAGAAUAAAUAUGGAUAUAACAUUGGUUGUCCACCUGCAAGCUUUCUAACAGUUUACUGUAGCUUGAUGCUUAGCCAGUUUUACAUUAGGAAUUCAACAUACAUGAUACAGGGAUGAGGGUACUCAGCCGCGUUAACAACUUGGAAAAAAAGAAAGAAGCAAAUGGCGAUGUUACAGUGAAUUCUCAGGUGAACUUUCCAGUUAUGAAAACAUCUAUUUUGCAUUUGUAAAUAUUUUAACUGUUUUAUUAAGGCAUGGACUAAACUAUUCUUUGACACCUGUUGGGUAGAGUGAAAAUUUAAAGCCAUAAUGGUAAAAGAUGGCAUACUGAUUGUAAAAUAAACAAAUGAUAAUAAUAAUAAUGAUUUUUUUGUAUCUUUCAUAAUAUAAUUUUUCUAACUGCAAUAAAACCACUGAACUUAUAUAUUCCUGUCCUAUUAAGCCCAUGUUUCAUUAGUAGUACACCUUAUAAUAUUUAAUUUACAUUUUCUAAUGUGCUUGUCUGGAUGUGUCAGUAUAAGUCCUAGAUGGUGAUUCUAGACUGACGGUUAAAUAAAGUUCCUAACAUGGCUUUCAGUCGA